UAUCAAACGGGAUUAUUCUAUACGGUGGAUACGACACGAAUUAAAACUGAGGGUACUGACGCAGAGUUGGAUGUGUUCGAAACUACAGCGCAUAAAAAUUUUUCUGCCAAUAAUAGUAGUUGUGAUAGCCCAGCCUUCCAGUCAAAUCAGAAUAGUAGGUCUUCUCCUCCUCCUCUUCUUUCAUCACUUCAUCCAUCACUCAAUGGACCUUUGCAUCCUGAGCCUUCUGCUGCCGUGGCGGCUGUCACGGCCACGAUAAGCGUGGCCAAUCCUGUUGCUGCCACGGCCAUACCGACGGCUACGAGUCCAAGGGAGCCAUUGGUCUGUAGUCCUCCUCCACCUGUAUCGGUUGCUUCGUCAAAUUCUGGUGGUAUUUUGCAGCAUUCGCCUCCUUUCUUCCUUCCUUCUCAUAAGGGAGAUCAUUCUGUUAACAGUGCUAAUAGGGAAAAUAGACAACAUCAUCCACCAUCUAGAGUUUUCAAUCAUCCCCCUGUAGUGAAUAAUAAAUUGACGUCAAGGACUCACGAUCAUUUUCUAUCAAACCACACAACUGUGCCAUUGCUGUCAAAUUGUCUAAAUCACACUCCAACAACAGUGACGGUAAACAGUACUCCAAAGCCACCGACUAUUUGUAUCAAUAGUGGUAAAACCACGACGAUUACUGGCACCGAAGUGCCAUCUUUAUACACUCUUCCUCAUCCGACAACACAGCAACAAUAUACUCAGAGGUCGCCGUCACCGUCCAUCCCUUCUGCGGUCGUCGUUACAUCGUCGGUGACACCAUCCUCAUCUGUAACUCCCGUUUCUACUCGUGUAUCUGUUACUAUUACGACUACGACGCCAUUGGGACAUAGAAGUGCAAGUCCUUUGGUUGUGACAACACCUCAUCCAAACACACCUACACCAAACUUGGGCAGGGACAGUCAUAGUGCCCACAGCAAUAGUAGUUUGUCUAGUCUCAGUCAACUGAGUCAAUCAUUCCACAACAGUAACAAAGAGGGUACGAGUGGAAGAAGUCGUAGCAGUUCGCGUAACAACACACCAUCCAUCAGUGUGGCCUCUACCUCAUGCUGUACUUAUAGUGCUGCUACUCUUACUAGUCUCGUUUUCUCCAAACCUCAUUCGUGGGUCAGCUCCGGAACUAGUUCUAUUCUUGCAACUGCCAACGGACCCCAUCCUACCCCACCUCUUCCCCCUCGUCCUACUCCACCAUCGCCCAAUCCCAGUGCACUAUCUCUACCACCAUCUUUACAUAAUAGUCACCAUAGCUCCCCAUUCAGUGCCCACCCAACAUCCCUGCACCCUGGUGCUGCCCAUUCCGGGAUGUUUGCACCCCCUAUCCCACCACCCGGGUCAUUAACAACUUCCAGCCUGUCCCUUGGGGGCAGUGCGGGACCUUCACCGUUUACAGGAGAUUCACUGUUUGCCCAGCCAAAUCAAGAUCUGUUAAGAAGAGAGCUGGACACAAGAUUUUUAGCUUCCCAGGAUCGUACUAUAAAUAUACCUCCCCCACCUUAUUUAAGAUCAGAAAUGCAUCAGCAUCAACACCAUCAUCAUCAUAGCAAUCUUCAUCAACAUGGACCAUUCCUUCCUCCUCCUCUUGGUGGAUCAUUGGUUCCACAAGCAACAACACAUCUGUAUGACAAGUUUGCCAAGCUAGAUUCCUCAUCAUUUUACAGUAGGAAUGCAUUGGGUUUAGCUGGUUAUCCAGGAUUGUCACCCCUAUUAGCUCCCAGUGGUGCAGCUGCAGCUACUACACCUUUUGCACCUCCUGGUCAUUUAGCUGCAUUUCAACCAAAAAUGAAUUCUCUUGUGAAAAGCAAGACUAUGAAAUCAGGAAAAUGGUGUGCAAUGCAUGUUAGAAUAGCCUGGGAAAUCUACCAUCAUCAACAAAAACAACAAGCGGAGGCUCACAAGGCUUCUGGAGCACCAAAUGCAGCGGCUGCAGCAGCUGCUGCUGCAGCUGCCAAAGCUACUACCGAUCUUCUUCGACCUCCCAAUCACCUUUUUUCAUCAUUACCAAGACCUCAUGACUUAUCAACAUUUUCACCAUCAUUACUCGGUGCUACAGGUGUGCCUCCAUUUGCCCGACCUGGUUAUCAUGGAUUUGGAGCUGCAGGAAGCAGUUUUGGAGGUUUAGGAGCUCUGAGUCUAGCUGGAACUAGUAUGUUUGGAAACAGAGACCUAAGUGCUAGCAGUCUUGCUGGAUUAAGUUCUGCAGCUCAAGAUCCGUGGUCUCGUUUACAUAGAGCACCUCCAACAUUUCCGACUCCGGUGGCACCGGGUUCAACUGCACCCUGGGGAGGUUUAAAAGCCGAAGCAGAAAGGGAACGUGAAAGGAUGCAGCGGGAAGAACAAGAAAGAGAAAAAGAACGUGAGAGAGAGAAACAAAGGAAAGGUGAAAUGGAUAAAGAAAGAAGAGAAAAGGAUAGUGAUAAAAUUAAAGAUAUAGGAAGGGAUAAAAGGGAGCAAGAGAGGCAAAAAGAAAGGGAUAGGGAAAAUAGGGUCAUUCACCAUCAUCACCAUCAUCACGUCACCAAUUCUGAAAGUAUACGUAAUGGUGACUUAGUUGAUAGAGGAAGAGAAAGAGAAAAAGAAUGGGAAAAAUCUAGAGAAAGAAGAGAGACUUCGCGCUCUCCUAUUCGUAGUAGUCGAGAACCAUUGCCUGGAAGCCUGAAGAAUGGUAGUGCCUUUGAAUCAAGCAGUAUUGCUCCUACAAAACAGGAAAUUAAAGUAAAAGAAGAACGAAAAGAAGAAGAUAACACAUCAAAUUCUAAUUCAAGGGACUCGGCAGUCAGUGCUAUUAGCUCGGUGCCUUCAGAAAGAGAUAGAACAAGGCCUAGUGAUACCCCUCAGUCUGAAGCCACAGUUGCACCUGCUGAUUUUUCAACUAGGACUACAGUACCACCUCAUUCUUCAACGUUAGGAUUAAAUUCCCUAGACAGAACACAUGUGAUGGGACCACUGGGACUUGGGCCUGAUCGGCCACCUCAUUCUCAGGUUCCUCAUUAUUGGGGUCCUUUUAAUCCGGCAACAACUUCGGCAGCAAUCGCUAGUUCCGGCAGUGAAUUAAGAGACCAUUUUCGAAAUCUAGACUUUCUACAGUCUAGAGAAAUAGAGAGAGAGAGGGAAUUAAUGCAACGAUAUAUUGCAACUACACGAUCCUCCAUGAUGGCACUGCCAACACAUGAACGUUUCAGGGAUGUGGAAUUUAGUCGACAGAUGUCGUCGGUUUCUGUAUCAAAUAAUGAUCCUUCUGUAAGAGAUUUAGAACGUCAGAGGCAAUUAGAUAGGGAAAGACAAGCAGUUGCCUUUGAUAGGGCAAAACUGCUUCCACCACCUUUAAGGCCUACAGAUCCCCCAUACGGUCAUGGACCUGGAAUCCCUUCAGUUACUGUAGCAAGUAGUAUAUUUCCAUCUCUUGCAACAUCCAAUCCUUAUCUGAAUAGUCUGUGUGCUUCUAGUUCUAAUCCUGGAAAUACCAAGUCAAAAAGUGGGACAACUCCAGGAAAUGGUAUCCCACCACCUCUUAUACCAUGCAGUGUUCCUGUUAGUGUUGGUAGUGGUGGUGGAACUGUGGUUGUGCAAAAUCAUACGGGACAACAUAGCAGAGGUUCAUCACCUCUUCUACAUAAAUUAGGUGCUGGUUCUGGCACAAUUUUGGAAAACUCCCAUGAACCAUUCCACACUAAGGACAGACGGGAACUUCCAGCUGAACUAAAUUCCCAAUCCAGGUAACGUCCGAACUGACUCGUGUUGUGUAUAUUCUCUUCUAUUGUAAUAUAUAUACUGUGUUAUAUAUAUUAGUUGCCUCCUUGAUGGAGUGAAUGAAAUUGACAUUUCCUACAUUGUUUGUUGUACACGCAAACCAGCGUGAAGUGAUUGUCUUGUCUUUCUCAUGCACAUAUCCUCCUCCCCGCUGAAGUCCCAUGCUGACGAAACGACGAAUUUGUGCCUCUUCAACUGGCUGUGUUUGUAGAUGCUAUGUGCACAUCACUCAGAACAUAAAAAAUCAGCACCACCCUAACCUUUCUACAAUGCUAUAGACACAAAAACAAAAAAACAAAACAGUCAUUUUAUUAGAAAUACUAGUGAUUGCACGUCUUUCAUUGGUGGUUGUACAGCAACAAGUAGACUGAGAAGAAAGUAUUAUUUGUCUGUCAAUGUACUUCUAGUGGCAACACCAAAUGUUAUGGAUUUAUAUGCUGCAUUCAAGACUUGCACUUUUUGCAUAUUUAUUGUAGAUGACAAGCUGUCUGUCUGCAGUAUUGAGCCAUUUUAUUUGGUUUACAAUUGCCAAGCAGAAUCUGCUCAGAUAUGAUCUUGCAUUUUAGACUUCUUCAUUGGAUUUGUGAUGGUACUGAUACAGUAUUUCACCAAAUCAGAUCUUUGGUGUAAAAAUCUAAUAUCUGUAGUCAAAACAAAAUUGCACGCAAUAGUUUACAACAGAUUUCCUAACAGAUAUUGUAAGAUAUGUGAACAGGGAAAUACAAAAUGUUUUUCAAAGUUUGUUUAUCAAUCUUUCCUUUGCCACAAUUAACAGCCUAUGUAAAUGGACGAAAAAAUGUUUGUCAUCAUGGUAAAACUGGGAGGGGGGAGCUGAUUAUUGUUAAAUCAUAUACAUCAUCCCUCAUUCUUGCUGCAUUUGAACCAACCAUCCACAAAUUUGUGUCUUUUGGCUAUAUUGCAGUAUCAACUGCCUAAUUAAAAGACACUUUUUGUUUCAUAGGGGGAGAACCACAUUUAGAACUCAAGCCAAUUGUGUACCAUUUUAGCCCUGCCUGUAUGUGCUGUAUGUACAUUGAAUUUUAUUUAUAAAAGAGAACAGAUUUUAUAGGA
Molecule: messenger RNA, 4839 nt
Organism: Centruroides sculpturatus (bark scorpion)
Lineage: Eukaryota; Metazoa; Arthropoda; Arachnida; Scorpiones; Buthidae
Product: autism susceptibility gene 2 protein-like
Exons: 13
Source: RefSeq, a predicted model, not a curated record